Hippoglossus stenolepis (Pacific halibut) is the source of this 2780-nucleotide messenger RNA. It is a transcript of the gene lhx5, whose product is annotated as LIM homeobox 5. Gene Ontology annotation, biological process: neuron differentiation; regulation of transcription by RNA polymerase II. Gene Ontology annotation, cellular component: nucleus. The transcript has 5 exons. Gene Ontology annotation, molecular function: RNA polymerase II transcription regulatory region sequence-specific DNA binding; DNA-binding transcription factor activity, RNA polymerase II-specific. Bases 22 to 1212 code for a protein of 396 amino acids. The record is from RefSeq and is a predicted model, not a curated record. NCBI's taxonomy places the organism in Eukaryota, Metazoa, Chordata, Actinopteri, Pleuronectiformes, Pleuronectidae.
GGCGUCCUGCAGGCCGGAGACAUGAUGGUCCACUGUGCCGGCUGCGAACGGCCCAUCCUGGACCGGUUCCUCCUCAACGUGCUGGACAGAGCCUGGCACGCCAAGUGCGUCCAGUGCUGCGACUGCAACUGCAACCUGACGGAGAAGUGCUUCUCCAGGGACGGGAAGCUCUAUUGCAAAACGGACUUUUUCAGGCGGUUUGGCACAAAGUGCGCGGGCUGUCUGCAGGGAAUCUCGCCAAACGACUUGGUGCGUAAAGCGCGCAACAAAGUGUUUCACCUGAACUGCUUCACCUGCAUGGUGUGUAACAAGCAGCUGUCCACGGGGGAGGAACUCUACGUGAUAGACGAAAACAAGUUCGUGUGCAAAGAAGACUAUGUGAGCUCCGGGGCCAUCAAAGAAGUCAACCUGAACUCAGUGUCGUCGUGCACAGACAGGAGUUUAUCGCCGGAUCUGCAGGACCCAACUCAGGAGGACAUAAAAGAGACGGACAAUUCAACGUCCUCAGAUAAGGAAACGAACAAUAUUGAGAACGAGGAGCAGAACUCGGGGACCAAGCGGCGGGGGCCCCGGACCACCAUCAAGGCCAAGCAGCUGGAAACGUUAAAGGCCGCGUUCGUCGCCACGCCGAAGCCGACCCGACACAUCCGGGAGCAGCUGGCCCAGGAGACAGGACUGAACAUGCGGGUGAUCCAGGUUUGGUUCCAGAACAGAAGAUCCAAAGAGCGACGAAUGAAGCAGCUGAGUGCUCUGGGCGCACGGCGGCACGCCUUUUUCAGGGGCCCGAGGAGGAUGAGGCCCCUGGGAGGCAGGCUGGAGGAUGCAGACAUUUUGGGACCUGGGGCCUAUGGUUACUAUGGAGAAUAUCAAGGUGACUAUUACGGACCAGGGACUAAUUACGACUUCUUCCCCCACGGUCCUCCGUCUUCACAAGCUCAGUCUCCAGCCGAGUCCCCCUACAUCCUGGGCUCUGGGCCCGGAGCCAUGGAGGGAUCAGGCCACCACCCUUCAGAUGACCAAAGGUUCACGGACAUGAUCUCCCAUGCGGAAACUCCAAGUCCGGAGCCGGGUUUACCGAGCUCCAUGCAGCCUGUCCCGGGGGAAGCAUAUGGUGGCGGCCCCAGUCCUCCUUUCUCAUUGGCCAGUAACUCCAGCUACAGCGCCCCUAUGUCCCACCAAGGCCAGGAGAUGGGAGAAACCACAGCCUGGUAGAGGACGAACCACUGGGACUAUUCCUGGGCUGAAUGUCAGCCUAGUUAAUUCAGGAGAUGAACAAUGGGGGAAAAAUCCCCACAUUGCAGAAUGAAAAGUACAGCUGAAAUUUCUAUGGACUUGUUAAAAUCACGGACAGAUUUUGACAGUUGACGAAGUGAUGGACAUGGAAAAGAAUCCGAGAAUGGGAUAGCUUAUCGGAAAAAAAUAAUAUUUGCUGCCCAGUAGACACUCCAAAGCAUAUCCCUUCCUGGAUUACUGGACUUGAGCUAUUAAAAAAACGUUGUGAUUCUACCCAGCAAAAUGCUUCUCGCCUUCCCCUUAAUGUUAACGAAGGUAUCUUCUAAUGCUCUAGGAACACAUUAGAGAGAAAUACCAAAGGGGACAUCUUUAGUUGUCUUCAUUUCUCACCACAUCUUUAAACAACCUUGCAGUGUAGGUUUUUCCGUUCUGUCGCUCUACACCUGUCUUUAUUUCUAAGCUGCCGCUCUACCCUCAAUAUUAAAAAGACAAAGGACCAGGUUCAAUACAUGCUUUAAUCCUCAUAUACAAAUACAUAUGUGGCAAUCAAGACACGAUAUGUUUACUCAAAACGUUGCUCAUUUUAAAUUUCCUUUUCUGUAAGACAAUAUGUCUAAUCAAAAGGUGCUGCUUGAGAGAUACUGUACACACACACAUGCACACAUACACAGACACACAAAACCUCUGGCAUUGACAUUUUCCACACAACUCAGCUAUACCUCUUUUAAUGCACAAAAAGUGUUCUUGAUCAUAGCUUAAAAGAAGGAUGUCUUUAACAUUAUUCAAAACACGGACACAAUUAUACAGACAUACACACACACACGCACAGACACACAAAUCUCACACCCAUCCAGGCGGCCCUGAUAGUUCUGCUCCGAGCACUGCUUCACCUGACCUUCCUUUUGUUACUCUCCCUUUUAAAAAACAUGUUUUAAUGGAAAUGAUUUUCAAAAGAACAUUGAACCCAUAAUGGAGAAUCUCCUUCAACAGCUGAGGUCUCCUUCCUCUAAAGGGAGAAAACAAAAGAGGGGGCAGACUACAUCUGUGACAUUACCAGUCUGCUCUUAGGCUCUCAUCGCCAUCUAGUGGCCAAGUUUGUAAGACACACAAAAUCAAACAUCCACUUCCAAACAGCAGAGUCUGGAUGUAUGCAUAUUGUGCUGCAAGUUCUCUCUCUCUCUCUUUUUUGAAAAUAAUGUCAGAAGAUAAUUCUGUACUUUCAAGGCCAAGUGUCAUUAGGGCUCCGAUUUGAAAAGCCAAUACAAUAUUUUCAUCUUCCCUUUUAAUACUGCUAUUGAAAGAUGGCACCCAGCCCAUGUUAGCUGAUAUUACUCAUUACGAAACAUCCCAUAAACACGUGUAAUGCUGUUUGUCCACAAUGAGUUAGCUCUACUUGAAUAUUGUUUUGAUUUGAUUUCCUUUGGACAUUGUAUAAGAUCUAGAAAGAAUGUGUCUUAUUUCUGGUGUUCUGAGACAUCCUUGGAUACAAGAGGUGUGUGGCUGUGUGUGUGUGUGUGUGUGUGUGUGUGUGUGUGUGUGUGUGUGUG